AUGGAGUCAAUCAACAAGGGAUAUGUGGUAGCCCCUACGUAUCUGAAAAGUGUGCAGUCCUGCCAUGAAGAGCAUCACAACUAUUGUAUUAAUGGCCUCUGCAUAUUUCAUGUGGAACUGAAGACACCCACCUGCAGGUGCCUUGCAGGUUAUAGUGGCGAAAGAUGUGAACAUUUGAUGUUAAACUCCUAUACACAGUUUUCCAGUGAACAUUACAUUGCUGUUGGGACUGCUGCUGGAAUGCUAUUAAUUGCAAUUGCUGCUGUAAUAUACUGCUACAUAAGACAAAGGUGCAGAAAGACCAAAUCUUCUUACAAAGUCUGCUAUGAGAAGACAGCAGUGUGA
Hemicordylus capensis (graceful crag lizard) is the source of this 345-nucleotide messenger RNA. RefSeq names its product epithelial mitogen (gene EPGN). Lineage: Eukaryota; Metazoa; Chordata; Lepidosauria; Squamata; Cordylidae. The record is from RefSeq and is a predicted model, not a curated record. Bases 1 to 345 code for a protein of 114 amino acids. Gene Ontology annotation, biological process: positive regulation of cell population proliferation; epidermal growth factor receptor signaling pathway; positive regulation of mitotic nuclear division. The transcript has 4 exons.